CGAGAAAGCAUGUAGUUCGUUGUUCGGCACUCUCGACAUACCCAGGCUCAAAACAGAAACAGAAACAGAAACAGGAUCGUUUCCCGCCAUCGCCUGGGCCCUCUCGUCAAGACUCGAGUUCUCCUCCCCGGUACACCCCGGUCCGUGCAAUCCUGGUUAGGCCGAUGACCAUUCGCUUCUGUUGCCGUCUUUUCCAUUCAGACUGGCAGCCAAGAGCCAGUGUCUCGAGUGCCGCACAGCUGGGCUCGCCCCGCCGUCCUGCCCACCCACUGUCAGCGACCGCCCUGGCGGGUGCCGGCACCGCUUGGCCCUAAGGUCCUGGACAUCUUGUCUAACGCAGACCGACUGAGAGCGGGUCACAGCUCGCAAGCUCUCAAGGUUUUCCGUCGAGCCUCCCCAGGGAGGGCGAGGGCGACUAGGCGGGCUGUUCCUGAAGUGGAUCCGAGCCGGCUGGCCCGACAAGAGUCAUGGACACUCCCGACCCCCGGAUCCCUGAGCGGCCCUCCGCAAAGAGGUUCUCGGCGUCCCGCGCGGCCUCUCACUCGUUCUCUUUUGCUUCCUCCUCCAGUGCCGUGAACCCGGGCAUCCUCUCGUCCCUCACCGCUGGCAAGAGUCGUCACGCCGAACCCAUUGGCACCACCGACGUCUCGGUCGAGCCUGCCAGCCUGUCCAUGCCGCCGCCUGCCUCCCGGAACAGCAUUGGACGUCCUUCGCUUCCCGGCAGCAGCCGCCGCCCUUCCUCCUUCUCAGACUAUCGCGCCAUUGACCUGCCUGACGUCGCAGUCGACGACCACGCUAUUGACGACACCCCUCGACUGCUCACCGGCCACUACUAUCCAGACGGCAGCUUCUACUACCAGCUUCCAGAACCGACGCCUACAGACGAGGGCCGCAAAAGAGUCUCGAUAUCUUCGUUCCUCUCCGUAAAUUCUGUGCGCGGCCAGCUCAGCUCAUCUGGCUCAGCCACCGGAUCCGACAGUAGCCAGCCGAUCCCUCGAUCCGUCGCAGGCAUCAUGACGUCGGCAAAAGGUGUCGGCCUGCCUCCAUCGCAGUCCGAGGCCGGCCUGUCGAAUGUGACCAUCACCACAUCGUCCAACCCGAACGGGCACUCGCCUCAACCCGGCGCCGGUCUGCAGCUUACACCAAAGGAUGCCCAAAGCAAUGUUAGUCCUGCCGACCUCGUCAAGCGCAACCCAGCCCCCGUCAACACGAGCACGGUAUCGCGACCACAGCCUACAAGGUCUAGGAGCCGGGCCAAGCGACGAUUCAGCGGCAGCACAGCAAACAGUAGCCACAGCCCCAGCAGCGACAGAGGUCCGCAGAACAGAGAAAGGGAAGAAGUCAAGCCCGCUCCAUGGGGUAUCAUUGGUGUUUGUGCGCUCGACUCGAAGGCGCGGAGCAAGCCAAGCAGAAAUAUUCUCAACAGAAUCAUAGCGAAUCGGGAGUUUGAUGUCGUUGUCUUCGGCGACAAGACUAUUCUCGAUGAAGAGGUCGAAAACUGGCCCAUCUGUGACUACCUGAUCUCGUUCUUUUCCGACGGCUUCCCCUUGGACAAGGCGAUCAAGUAUGUCAAAGCUCGCAAGCCAUUUUGUGUCAAUGACUUGCCUAUGCAGAAAGUGCUCUGGGAUCGACGACUUUGCCUGCGGAUACUCGACCAGAUUGGCGUGCCUACCCCCAAGAGAAUCGAGAUCAGUCGUGAUGGGGGACCGGAGUUGUUGACGUCCGAUGUGGCAAAAUACGCAAAGGAUGUCUCUGGCAUCACACUCGAGCCUGCUGACUCUGCUCACUACCAGUCACCACAAAAGGUCGAACUGUUGGAAGACGGUGACGUACUAAGCGUCGAUGGCCAGCUUUUGAGGAAGCCGUUCGUAGAGAAGCCAACUAGCGGAGAGGACCACAACAUCAUUAUCUACUUUCCCAAGUCGGCUGGCGGAGGCGCCCGAAAACUCUUUCGAAAGAUUGGCAACAAAAGCUCCGAAUACGUCGAGGAUUUGAUGGUCCCCCGUGCCAUUACUGAAGGAGAGAGCAGUUUUGUCUACGAAAAGUUUAUGCAAGUUGACAAUGCGGAGGAUGUCAAAGCAUAUACUGUCGGACCUCAGUUCUGCCACGCCGAAACUCGCAAAUCCCCCGUUGUCGAUGGCGUCGUGAGGCGCAACACACAUGGCAAAGAAAUUCGAUAUGUGACAGAGCUCAAUGCAGACGAAAAGGAAAUGGCCAGCAAAAUCGCCACGACCUUCGGACAACGCGUUUGUGGCUUUGAUCUACUCCGAGUAGGCGGCAAGAGCUACGUAAUCGAUGUGAACGGCUGGAGCUUCGUCAAGGACAAUGAUACUUACUACGACCACUGCGCCAACAUCCUCAAGGAGACUUUCAAGAAGGAGCGUCUCCGCCGUGGUGGCGUGACUCCGUCAAUGCCCUCGCCAAGUCUUUCCGAUAACAGCGAUCCUAUGGCGAGAGCCAUGGCGAGCAGUCGCGACAGAGACCAGGCGAGUGGCACGCUGGCUCGAGACUCAACUCGAGCAGCCAGUACUGCUUCUGUUACGCCGGCCGACGGCCGCCAAGGGCCGAAGCCGGAAAACGCAGGUGCCGUUCUGCCUCAACAGGCCAAAGCAGAAAACCUAGGCACUGGCGUGCCAGCCAGCCAUCAGAGUGGUCGAAACAGCCCGUCACAGACACCUGUUGGAGUUGCGCAAGCAGGUACCUUGCCUAUGGAUAAGCCUUCAGCAGUACCUGUCACACCCUCAGAGCUGUUUGAGAACCUUGAAAGCCUGGAACGGGAACAGUCGACGCCGCCUCCACCGCCUCCCAAACAUUCGUGGAAGAUGAAGGGCAUGGUGUCCGUGAUCCGUCACGCCGACCGUACCCCAAAGCAGAAAUACAAAUUCACUUUCCACACACAACCAUUCAUCGAUCUCCUUAGGGGUCAUCAAGAGGAAGUUCUUCUUAUCGGCGAGGCUGCCCUGGCUAGUGUGCUGGAAGCCGUGGACACCGCCUUGAAGCAGGGAGAAGAGGAUCGAACGAAGCUUAAGACGCUCCGAAAUGUCCUGGCCAAGAAAGGCUUCUGGCCCGGAACGAAAGUGCAGAUCAAGCCCAUGUUUCGUAAGAAGAAGAACGCAGAGCCUUCGCCAACAGCCGAGAUCAGCAAGUCCUUACCAACAGCCCUCGUCAUGACCGCACCUGGCUCUGAGAAUGAUAAGGCGCCCAAGCCGACCGCUGUGGAUCAAACUGUCGAUACUUUGGAUGAUAUUGCGAACCAAGCAGUUCAAUCUGCAGAUGAGGCUGAUCAUCUUGUUCGAGGUGCACCCCGUCGGCAAGACUCCAUGUCAGGCGUUACCAUGUCCAAGUUCACCGCAGCAGAGAACAGCCUUGUGCUCGACAAACUUCAGUUGAUUGUGAAAUGGGGAGGAGAACCUACGCACUCCGCUCGAUAUCAAGCCCAAGAGCUUGGCCAGAACAUGAGGACCGACUACCUUCUCAUGAAUCGUGCUAUCCUGGACGAGGUUCAUGUCUUCAGCAGCUCUGAGAGGCGUGUAACGACGAGCGCCCAGAUCUGGGCUGCAUCGUUCCUCGACAAGAAAGAAAUACCAGAGGAUUUCAUCACGAUUCGCAAAGACCUGCUUGACGACUCGAAUGCGGCCAAGGACGAGAUGGACAAGGUUAAAAAGAAGUUGAAGGGUUUGCUGCGUAAGGGCAACGAGCGACCCCCACAAUUUGCUUGGCCCGAGGGAAUGCCAGAGCCUGCCGAAGUCCAGACCCGAGUCGUUCAGCUGAUGAAGUUCCACCGCCGUGUGAUGCAAUACAACUACGGAAGGCUUUACAGUGGCAGCGCGGUGCCGUCUUUGUCUGCUAUCAAUAACCCGGGACACGAAAAGACUCCUGGUGACACAUCCAAUACUUCAAUCGCCUCCUCGCUGUCGCAGGUCAACUCUGUCAACUCUGUCCAAUCUCGUUGGUGCUGCGGCGAAGACGCUGAACUGUUCCGCGAACGUUGGGAGAAGCUCUUUGCCGAGUUUUGCGACCACGAAAAGGUGGAUCCUAGCAAGAUAUCCGAAUUGUACGACACGAUGAAGUUUGAUGCUCUGCACAAUCGGCAAUUCCUGGAAUGGGUCUUCUCACCCCCUUCCAACAUGCUCGAAGAAGAAUUCGGUAUUGUAUUCGGAAAGGACGGAAAGUCUAUGUCGAUGACCUCGGAAGAUUUUGCUGCCAGACCAGUGCCGGACGACAAAUCUGAAAAGGGUGCCAACCUGACUUCUCCACCUUCGGAAAGAGCAGACAGGUCAGAGCGGCCUGAGCGCACUGAAAGAGCCGAGUCUGAGGCUCAGAAGACCGUUCGCCGGCUGUUCAGGAAACGAUCGUGGAUGAAACAUUCUAAUGAGACCGCUCAGGCUGAACAGUACUUUCACCUGCACAAGGGUGGCAGUCCUACCAAAGCCAAGACCGAGGCUCGAUUUGAGCCACUCAGAGAGAUGUAUCAACUCGCAAAAGUACUCUUCGACUUCAUUUGUCCGCAGGAGUACGGCAUCUCCAACAGCGAAAAGCUCGAGAUUGGCCUCCUUACUUCUCUACCGCUCCUCAAAGAAAUCGUGCAGGACCUGGAGGAGAUGCAGGCAUCCGACGAUGCCAAGUCCUUCUUCUACUUUACGAAGGAGUCCCACAUCUACACCCUACUAAACUGCAUUUUCGAAGGUGGCAUAGAGACAAAGAUCAAUCGCCGGACUAUACCCGAGUUGGAUUAUCUCUCCCAGAUCUGCUUUGAGCUCUACGAAUCAGAAAUUACGGUCGCUCCAGGCGCUCCUCCACCGGAACAGCCGACAUUCAACUACAGUAUCCGCAUCACUGUCAGCCCUGGCUGCCAUAUAUACGAUCCGCUUGACAUCCAGCUGGAUAGCAAGCACUGCAUCGGGUGUGCACCAAGGAGGAGCCUGACGCCGCACAGCGACUGGAAACAAGUCAUCGAAACGCUUCGCGCCAAAUUUCAUCAAGUCAAGCUGCCAAAGAGCUUUGUAGCAGUCAACCUGUCCGACGCCUUCACCUUCCAGGAGAAGGAGCAGCAUCAUUCCGACACCGAGGCCGCGCACAAAGGACAGGAAGAUGCUGAGGCAAAUGACGACGGGCUCGAAUUCAAAGCCGUUGAGCAUACCAAGCAGACUACUGCUACUGCUACUCCAACUGCUGAUGCUCAAUGAGCGUGCAUUGUUCACACCAACGAUACGCCGCUCGUGUUGAGCAGAUUGGCCAUUCCGUGGCAGCGGCCCUCUGGUCCUGACCACUGGAUCGUCGUUAGCGUUCUUCGAAAAACCAAUGAUUCCGAUCAUAUCUUUAUUUGCAAGUAGAUAUUACCAUCCAGCGCAAGCACAUCGAUUGUAGUAGAAGUAUAGGAUCAUACGCACAACACGGGAUUAUACAAUAGAAAACUGGGCGGCACAGCGCUGCGCGACGCCAGAAGGAGGCAGCAUAGUUUUACACUGUAGCGAUAAAUCUACCAUUUCUGACCCCAGACCGAUUUGUACCGGGCUGUCGUUGGGCAGGACUAGCCUGAUGUAACUUGGGCUGGCAUUUGCGUGCAGUGACAGCAAGUGCAAGUCUUGAACAAACCUUUACG
Microdochium trichocladiopsis is the source of this 5602-nucleotide messenger RNA. RefSeq names its product histidine phosphatase superfamily-domain-containing protein. Gene Ontology annotation, molecular function: 5-diphosphoinositol pentakisphosphate 1-kinase activity; inositol hexakisphosphate kinase activity; diphosphoinositol pentakisphosphate kinase activity. Bases 468 to 5186 code for a protein of 1572 amino acids. The transcript has 4 exons. The record is from RefSeq and is a predicted model, not a curated record. Gene Ontology annotation, biological process: inositol metabolic process; inositol phosphate biosynthetic process. NCBI's taxonomy places the organism in Eukaryota, Fungi, Ascomycota, Sordariomycetes, Xylariales, Microdochiaceae. Gene Ontology annotation, cellular component: cytosol.